AUGGUGAUUAGCGCUGCUGAAAAACUAAUAGCGAAUGAUGAUUUCGGAGAAAUGGGUAAUGCAGGAGAUUCAAGUGACACAACAGAUGACUUUAUCGAUUUCAAUGAACCAGAAUUUCAAUCUAAACAAACCCAGUCUCAACACUCGCAAUCAACUGCAGAGAAUGAAAAAAAGAAAACAUCCAAAAUCGAGCUGGAACUUUGUAAAUUUCUAGAUGACAAAAAAAGUGGCUUGAGCUUGUUAAAUGAUUAUCCGGUUAUUAAGAGAGUGUUUAUAAGGUACAAUACAUGUCUGCCCUCUUCUGCGCCAGUGGAGCGCUUAUUCUCUUUCGCAACAAUAAUAAACAGUCCGCGGAGGAAUGCUCUGACCGAUGGAAACUUCGAGAAAUUGGUCAUUAUGAAAGCCAAUAAAGUUAAUCAGUGA
Molecule: messenger RNA, 423 nt
Organism: Phaedon cochleariae (mustard beetle)
Lineage: Eukaryota; Metazoa; Arthropoda; Insecta; Coleoptera; Chrysomelidae
Source: the annotation of a GenBank genome assembly